This is a messenger RNA of Pseudomassariella vexata, 918 nucleotides long. Its product is annotated as PhlG protein. Lineage: Eukaryota; Fungi; Ascomycota; Sordariomycetes; Amphisphaeriales; Pseudomassariaceae. The transcript has a single exon. Gene Ontology annotation, molecular function: hydrolase activity. The record is from RefSeq and is a predicted model, not a curated record. The coding region runs from base 1 to 918 and encodes 305 amino acids.
AUGUCACAUCAAGACACAUCAUCCAGGUCUACCCUGGGGCCGUUGGAAUUAGUACCAGUCACGUUCUACCCCCUUGGAACCCAAAAGCACUUUGAGCGAACCGAGCAACGGAUCAAGAAUAAACCUUACGCAAAGUAUCUGCACUCGAGCCUCUCCUUGUACCCGGACAUUAUACCCGCCUUGAAGAAGCCAAUAAACCCCAAGGAUUUUCUCCAAAUCGCUCGUGUCGCUCACCUCCUCGAACCAGGCUACCACGAAAUAGAAAAUGGCUGGUGUGCUCUCAAUGAUGGAACCGCCUACGUCGCCUCCAAAACCCGCUUCCCUGGCGCCACAGGCGAGAUGAUCGACUGGUGGUUUUGGUGGCACUCAGUCGAGCCCGAGCGCUACGCUCUUUGGUACCCCUAUAACCACGUUUCCGCCCAAUCGUCUUUUCAAGACCGCCUGCACCGCGAUGACCUCAGCCAUCGCGAAAAAUGGCUUGGGUCCACGCAUAAGGUGACCGAGUUUAUCGGGCCACAGUACAUGAAAAUCCGCAUCCAAUUCGUGAACCCGGCAUAUUUCGGUCUGCCGUGGGAUAAACUCGAGGGGGCGGGAUACGCCGCUGCGGUGUGCGCAGUCUUGUGGGACGCAUGGUUACCCAUGAAAGUUGGUGAGUUCUUGCAUUUGUGGCGCAGGAAGGAUUAUGGACUUGAGUUACGGAGUCGGUAUUGGCUGGGUCAUCAGGUGUACUUCGACCUGGUGGGACUGAAGAUUCCGGUGGACUAUCUUGGGGGCAUUUUGGGGUUCAAGCAACGGCUUGCCGGCGAGAAUAUUGCGUACGAGCAGUUUCUUCACGAUCAAAUUGAAUUUACGAAUUUGGGGAUAAUUUUGCCCGGGUUGUUCGAGGAGUUUGGUCAGGACAAGAUGAAUGGGAGGUGA